AAUGCUGAAUUUGGAGUCCGCAGUGUGUAUUUUUGGACACAUAACCAAAAAGUGUGAAAACGUUGAAACGAAGAGAGAGAAAAAUAAGAGAGAGAAACACUGAGUUAUGAGAGUGUGAGCUUAAGCUUCGAAAAUCGCUAUUUUUGGCUCGUAAAUCUCUCUUAGGGUUUCGUAGUGAGCUGAAAUCGGUAAAUUUUGCUCGUAAAUCUCUUUACGUUUCUGCUACUUGCUAAAGCCUUUUUCUUUUCGCCGAUUAGAGUUGAAUUUUAGUUAUGGGAGAAGGGGAGACGGUUUCUGAGUUGGCGGAGGUACCUGCUAAUGGAAAUGUGGUAGUGGAAGGUAAGAGUGAAGCUAUUACCAAGGAUACGGACGAGGAAAAGGAUGGAAUAAAGGAAGCGCAAGAAGAAGAGAGCAAACAGACUGAUAAUGUGGAAAAGUCUGAAAAGAUGGAUAUAGACAAAGAAGAGGUAAAAGAAGCCAAUGGAGAAGAAGAGGUGAAAGAAAGCAAAGAAGAAGAAGAGGUCAAAGAAAGCGAAGAAGAAGAGGUAAAAGGAAACAAAGAAAAAGAGGAAGAGGUGAAAGAAAGCAAUGAAGCUAAAGAAGUGGUGAAACCUGACCAGGAAAUUAAAGCGGAGGAAGAGAAGCUGGAAGCCAAGAGUGAGGCAAUGGAAGAAGAGAUGACUGAAGCGCCAAAUACUAAGGACGAGGAAGAAGAAAUGGCUGAAGAGCCAGAUAAUAAGGAUGAGGAUGAAGAAAUGGCUGAAGAGCCAGAUAAUAAGGAUGAUGAGGAGGUUAAAGAGGAGGCAGAUGGAGAGAAAGAGGAUAAAGAAAGCAACAAAAAGCAUAAAGAUGAAGAAGGGUCUAAGAAGAGUGUUAAAUCUAAGGGGGUGAAAAACAAGAAAAGAAAACGGGAAGUUGCACAGAAGAAGGAGAAGGAACCAAAAACUCCUGCACCCUCAACAAGUGACCGUCCAAAGAAGAAGGAGAAGGAUAAGGAGCCAAAAACUGCUGCACCCUCAACAAUUGACCGUCCAGUACGUGAACGCAAAUCUGUUGAAAGGCUUGUUGCAUCUAUUGACAGAGAUGCCAACAAGGAAUUCCGUAUUGAAAAGGGCCGUGGAACUGCACUAAAAGAUAUCCCAAAUGUUGCAUACAAAUUAUCCAGAAAGAAGACUGAAGAGACAUUCAAACUGCUGCACACAAUUCUCUAUGGACGGCGUGGAAAGGCAGCUCAGAUCAAGAGCAAUAUUUCACGGUUUUCUGGCUUUGUGUGGCAUGAAAAUGAGGAAAAGCAAAAGUUGAAAAUAAAAGAAAAGCUUGACAAGUAUGUAAAAGAGAAGCUGUUGGAAUUCUGUGAUGUACUGGAUAUACCUAUUACCAAAACUUCAUCAAGAAAGGAAGACAUAGUGGUAAAGUUGAUGGACUUUUUGGAAGCUCCUCAUGCUACAACUUCUGAGUUGCUUGCCGAGAAGGAACAGUCAAGUAAAGGAAAGAAGCGUAGAAGAGAGAGCAAAAAGAGCCCCUCGUCGGCAUCUGUCAGUUCAAAAGGUUCAGCUAAGAGUGGAAAAAAAACCGAAACAGCAUCUCAAAAGGCUGAGAAGAAGAAGAAGAAUGUGCCUGAGUCGGAAGAUGAGUCUGAGCAAGAAGAUGAUGUCCAUGAGGAGGAAUCUGAAGAGGAAAAAGCUAAUGGUGUUCCCGAGGAAUCUGAUGAUGAGAAGUCAGAUCAAGCUGAAAGUGAGAAGGAGAGUGAAUCUGAAGAUGAGCCUGAGGAGGACAAGAAAAAGCAUAAGCAAAGUUCAAGUAAGUCUUCUACAAAGAAGGAGCCUGCUGUGAAAGCUAAGACCAAGAAACCUGCAGUCUCUAAACUACCAAGUCCUGCUCCCAAAAAGACCCCUUCAAAAUCACCAAAGAGCUCAAAGCACAAUGCAAGCAAUGAUGCAACUCCAAAAGCAUCUUCAAAGAAGAAAAAAGCUGAAGUAGUUAAAGAAAAAUCUUCAACGCCAAAGAAGUCUACUCCCAAAGAAAAUACUGGGAAAAAGACCGUAAAGGGAAAGGACAAGAGCAAAGAAGAUAAAUUGAGACCAAGUGAUGAUGAACUCAGAAAUGCAAUCUGUGAAAUUCUAAAAGAAGUCGACUUUAACACGGCCACGUUUACAGACAUUCUGAAGCAACUUGCCAAGAGGUUUGAUACAGAUCUCACGCCCAGAAAAUCGUCUAUAAAGAUUAUGAUCCAGGAUGAGCUUACUAAACUAGCUGAUGAGGAAGAUGACGAGGACGAGGAAGUUGAGGCUGAGAAGGAUACCAAAAAGCCUUCUGGCAAAGGCGUGAAAGCCUGAAAACAUGAGGAGAAUGUAAUCACGGGAAAUGUAGCCUUCACUGUUUGUUUCAAUAUCUGACCUCCUCACGAACUUGUGCCUCCAGGCACCGAUUAUGAGUUCACCAGCUGUAAUCUAUUGUCAAUGUAUCGUUUUAUGAUUAACUCUCUGACUAGGAUAUGGUAGAACUAUAAAUGCCUGAGCCCAGUGCAAGAUUACUGCUUGUAUAAACACAUUUGUAGGUUUUUUCCCCUGUAGACUUAUUUAGCUGCCCUGGUGAUGGAUAAAGUACUGUAAUCAAAAUCAACUUCCAUUUGGGAGUAUGUAGGGCUGUUUUCUUUUUAAUGGGCUGGAUUUUUUCAGCCUGAGAUCGUCUAUAAACUUGCAACAUUUUGCUUGUGGCAAA
This is a messenger RNA of Lycium barbarum (goji berry), 2721 nucleotides long. Its product is annotated as DEK domain-containing chromatin-associated protein 4. NCBI's taxonomy places the organism in Eukaryota, Viridiplantae, Streptophyta, Magnoliopsida, Solanales, Solanaceae. Gene Ontology annotation, biological process: regulation of double-strand break repair; chromatin organization. The coding region runs from base 273 to 2336 and encodes 687 amino acids. The record is from RefSeq and is a predicted model, not a curated record. Gene Ontology annotation, cellular component: nucleus. The transcript is spliced from 13 exons. Gene Ontology annotation, molecular function: histone binding; DNA binding.